CGUUCAAGGCGUCCAAGUCCGCUCGACACAACCGUACGAACUCCUAGCGCGUCCGCAUCGUUAGGGCAUCCCCUAGAGUCUCGCAUUCUCUCGAACAAAGGCACCGAGUGCCUCAAAAGGCAGAACCACCCAAGCAACCAGCCCUUCCGACCCCAAGGAGUCUGCAGAGGUAUCACCCUUUCGAAGGCGGAGCCAAACGAGCCAAGAUGGUUUACGAAAGCGACUUUUACACGACUCGACGACCCUACUCGCGGCCGCUCGCGUCCUCCUACACCAUCACGAAGCAGGAGACAUUCCCGUGGGAGAAGGUUCCCUUGGUCCCUCGGCCGUCGUUGGUCCCGGAGCCGUUCACGGUCUGGGGUCGCAAAAAACUGGACCCGCAGAAGGAGUUCUACCAAUACGCGACGAUCCGCGAAAAAGAAGGCAGCGUCCGCGGGAAGGACUUGGCGAAGAAGAACGACCACUCUAGACAGCUGAUCGAUGGCGGCGCCGUGGACAAGGUGGGCCUGGACGCGGCUGCCGAAUUAGCGACCAGAGGACACGUCUUCGAGAAAGGAGUCCUGGCAAGGCCCCCUGGGAAACAAAGGCACGCCGUGACGCCAGCCACCGGACGCACCAAGAUCCUGAUGGCGCUGCAGACGCCAUCUUGGUACCGCUUCUGAGCGGCGACCUCCACCUGGCGACCUCCUCCAAGAAAACCGCCCCGCAACCUGCACCGCCAGUUUUUAUACAAAUACAAGCCGAACUCCUGCUCCACCCUGGUGGUUGAUUACUUUAUACAUAACGCUCCCGAAGAGAAAUAUGAAAAACACCGAACAUUUGCGUACCUCUAUCCAGCACGCGCUAAGUAGUCCAGUCGCUUCCGCAGAUCCAUACACGCGUAGAUAUGGACUGUUAACCCAAUUUCGGAAUUAGGAAGAGGAAGAAGAGGGUGGAGGGCAACUUUUCUCUUUCGCUUAAGGGGAUGUGAAAGUGCCAUCCUAAAGCUCAAUCG
Orussus abietinus is the source of this 994-nucleotide messenger RNA. RefSeq names its product protein anoxia up-regulated-like. The record is from RefSeq and is a predicted model, not a curated record. NCBI's taxonomy places the organism in Eukaryota, Metazoa, Arthropoda, Insecta, Hymenoptera, Orussidae. The coding region runs from base 207 to 662 and encodes 151 amino acids. The transcript is spliced from 2 exons.